Messenger RNA from Ctenopharyngodon idella (grass carp), 2011 nucleotides. RefSeq names its product H-2 class I histocompatibility antigen, Q10 alpha chain-like. Gene Ontology annotation, cellular component: external side of plasma membrane. Lineage: Eukaryota; Metazoa; Chordata; Actinopteri; Cypriniformes; Xenocyprididae. The coding region runs from base 279 to 1826 and encodes 515 amino acids. The record is from RefSeq and is a predicted model, not a curated record. Gene Ontology annotation, biological process: immune response. The transcript has 8 exons.
AAAUAGCAAAAAACAAACAAACAAACACAAAAAACCAUCAAGACGUCAGUGAGACGUUCAUUGAGAUGAGUGCAUGUAGCAAAGUUUUUUUAAUGAGCCCAUCGGAACUUGACAGAACACUGUUUCGAAAGCAGUAUGUCAAAACACUCGAGACGUGUGUCGACACUGGGUGUCAAACUACCCAUCCCUAAUGUAAACAUCAGUAAAAUUCACUGAAGGCUUUUGGACUAUGGGCACGGGUUUCGACAGAAUCGCUCUGUUUUGUGUUUUUCUUCUUAAUGGGACUUUGCGUUCAGCUCGAGCAGGCUCAACAGGAUGUUUCAGCAGCCUUAAAUUACUUUAUCAAAAGAAUAACAUCUUUCGAGAAACACUCGCUGUAUUACAUUUACACGGGCUUGUCUAAACCUGUGAAUCUGCCGGGCAUCUAUGAAUUCACUGCUGUGGGUCUGCUGGACGACACACAGAUCGACUAUUACAAUAGUGAAGAAAGGAGGAUGAUUCCCACACAGUCCUGGAUGAAAGAGAAACUGCCGGAGGAUUACUGGGAAAAAAGCACUCAGUCCAGAGAGAGUAAAGAACAGUGGUUUAAUGUGAACGUCCCCAUUAUGAUGGACCGAAUGAGACACAAUAAAUCAGAUCUUCAUGUUCUUCAGUGGAGAGUUGGUUGUGAAGUUGAGCAGCAGGGAGAUGAAGUGAAGUUUCUCAAAGGCAUUGAUGAGUUCAGUUAUGAUGGAGAGGACUUCUUGUCUUUUGAUGAUAAAGAGGCUCAAUGGGUCGCUCCAGUUGAUGCAGCUCUACCAGCCAAGAGAAAAUGGGACAAUGUGCCGAUCCUAAACCAAUACACCAAAGGAUACCUGGAGAAAGAGUGUGUGGACUGGCUCAACAAAUUCAGAGAAUAUGGAGACGAGAAGCUCAGAAAAACCUCUCCUCCAGAUGUUCAUAUGUUUGCAAAAAGGUAUAUCAAGUACAAAACCAGGCUGAAACUCACCUGCAUGGCAACUGGCUUCUACCACAAAGACCUGAAGAUGACCAUUAGGAAAUAUAACACAUCUCUGCCUGAACAUGAGACCAAAUCCACAGGAAUCAGACCAAACCAUGAUGGAUCUUUCCAGAUGAGGAACAAUCUGGAGAUCAAGGAGGGGGAUGAAAGAGCAGUAUAUUAUUGUUUGGUGUCCCACAGAUCCUUCAAAGAACCAAUUAUCAACAUAUGGGAUGGAAAAUGCUGGGACUGCCUGCCAGAGACUCCCACUGGAGCAGUGAUUGGAGCAGGGAUUGGAGCAGUGAUUGGAGCAGGGAUUGGAGCAGGGAUUGGAGCAGUGAUUGGAGCAGGGAUUGAAGCAGUGAUUGAAGCAGUGAUUGGAGCAGGGCUUGGAGCAGGGAUUGGAGCAGGGAUUGGAGCAGGGAUUGGAGUUGUGCUUGUGCUGGCAUUUUUUGGUUUAGUGGUUUUCAAAAGGAUUAAUGGUCCAGAAAGCAGAAAGAGAAUAUCAAACAUCAAUGUGAGUAGCUCUCGGGAGGAUCUUAACUCACUGGUAAUUAUAUUCAGACAGAUCCCUGCAGAGAAGAUGGUAUCUGUUCCAGAGCAGCUUCUGCAAAUCCUGGAUGAUUUGGACAGUUACAAUCUAAAGAGGUUCAAGUGGUAUUUGAAACAACGUGGGUUAGUUUCAGCCUCUCUCCUUGAGAAUGCAGAUAACAUUGACAUAGUGGAUCAGAUGGUGAAUAGUUUUGAACAAAACGGAGCUUUGGAGCACACAGUGGACAUCCUGAAGAUGAUGAAUCAAAACCAGCUUGCUGAAAAGUUAACUAAAAACUACAAGGUAUUGAAAUGAAAAAUAUAUAUUUAAAUAGUGAUGAAGUUUUAAUAUAAUAUAGUUGUAUACAUUUUUGUAUGACAGAGACAGAGAUUUUAUUGAACCCAAGCUUUUGUUAUAUGGUCUCUUGUUUCCUGUUUUGUCCUGAUUUUCCCUAAUGUUUCUUAAGAUAUACUCUACUAUAAAUUGAUGUAUUCCAAGUA